Messenger RNA from Linum tenue, 1014 nucleotides. The record is from the annotation of a GenBank genome assembly. NCBI's taxonomy places the organism in Eukaryota, Viridiplantae, Streptophyta, Magnoliopsida, Malpighiales, Linaceae.
GAAGCUCAUCGCUCCCGUGCUAUUUGGGAUAACUAUCCGGAAUCGCUUGUUCCCGUGGUUCAUAAAGGGACCAAUAACUUGCCCGCUUGGCAUCCAAGGUUGGAGCCCUACAUAGCGAGGACCGGUUUGGGAAUGUUGCGCCAUUUCUUGCGGAUCGAGAUCGACAACGAUCUGCUUACGGCAAUGGCGGAACGAUGGCGUCCCGAAACCCAUACAUUCCACCUUCCGGAGGGGGAAAUGACGAUCACCCUCAAAGACGUGGCGAUCCUCACCGGGCUUCCUAUUUCUGGAGAUGCAAUCAUUGGUUCCACGACCAAACCCGAAGGAGGUUGGGGGCCGCUCAUACGUGAUCGUUUGGGCUUCGACAUGCCGACCACCACACCAAUUCAAGGACGGGGGCAUCCACCGUUGAAUGCGGGGCAAGUGUCGGUCCCGUGGCUGGUAUCUCACAUCCAGCAAGAGGUGGAAAUCAAUGACGAGACACCGGAAGAACAAGUCGAGCGCUACGCCCGCAUCUACCUCAUCGGUUUGGUGGGUGGAUUUUUGUUCCCCGACAAGUCCAACCGGUGGAUUCAAGGCAUAUGGUUGCCAUUGCUCACUGGUGACUGGGAUGCAAUUGGAGAGAAGAGUUGGGGAUCGGCCGUGCUAGCGGGCGUAUACCGGGAGCUGUGUACUUGCUCGAAGGUUGGGGCAAAGCAAGCUGGUGCUGCGAUGUUCAUCCUGCAACUGUGGGUAUGGGAGCAUCUCCCGAUGUUCGCACCUCCCGACCCACGUCCAUACCGGAGAAACGAUGAUGAACUCAACUUUCUGCAAAAUCUCCCCUACGGUGUCAAGUGGAUAGGAGCAAAUACGAAUGACCAUCAACCUGAGCAUUCGUUAUUGUUUUAUCGUUCUGAGUUAGAUAAACCAUGGUGGAAUCAGGUUAUAUGGGAUCCAUAUCCACGUGAAGUGGGUGAGCUGCAUCAUCUUAGGCACCCUCUGGAUCACGAGACGUGGUUGUGCAAAGUGCCAUUG